AUGCCUGACACCACCGGCGGCAUCCCCUGGAAUCAGGAUGCAGAGUCCCUCUUCCGCUCAAAGCCCAUCUCUGAGGUCCGGACUGUGGAGGCUGCCACCCGGAAGCAAAUUCAGGCCAAGAGUGAGGAGCUCCGGCAGAUGGUCGGAAACCGCUACCGUGACCUCAUCGAGUCUGCCGACUCAAUUGUCGCCAUGAAGUCGUCGUGCGAGUCCAUCUCUGCCAACAUUUCUGCCAUCCAUAGCGCCAUCCUCCACUCGCUCUCCUCCCCCGACGCUAUCCCACGGUCCCCCAGUGCACCCGCUGGGACCCACGCCUACGGGAUGGCAUGCCGGGUCAAGUACCUCGUUGACACGCCGGAGAACAUCUGGGGCUGCCUUGAUGAGUCCAUGUUCCUCGAAUCCUCCGCGCGUUACAUCCGGGCUAAGCUUGUGCACUCCAACCUGCUUGGAUCCAUGGACAGCAAGAAAGUGCUCUCUAAUUUCCCUCUGCUUCAGCACCAGUGGCAGAUAGUCGAGGGCUUCAAGGCUCAGAUCUCGCAGAGGAGCCGCGAGCGGCUUCUGGACCAGACGAUUGAUCACGGAAUAAGUGCUUAUGCGGAUGCCUUGGCUGCUGUGGCCAUCACGGACGAGCUCGAGCCAAAGCAGGUCUUGACUCUGUUUUUAGACUCGAGAAAAUCGAUCAUUUGGCAGAAGCUGAGUGCGUGCGACCGUGAUGAGGGUGCAGCUAGUUCUGGAGUGAUCUCUGCCUUGUGUGAUGUUCUGAAGGUAAUUCAGAUCACAGUAUGUCAGGUGGGGGAAUUGUUUCUGCAGGUGUUGAACGACAUGCCUUUGUUUUAUAAGACCAUCCUGGAUACCCCUCCAGCUUCCCAGUUGUUUGGGGGCAUACCCAACCCAGAUGAUGAGGAGAAGCUUUGGAAUAUGUUCAAGGACAAGCUGGAGUCCAACAUGGUGCUGCUGGGCCGGGAUUUUAUUUCCGUGACUUGUUCCGACUGGCUUAGGAACUGCGGUAAGGAGAUCACGAGCAAGAUCGGUAGCAGGCACUUGAUUGACGUGGUCAGGAGUGGCUCCGAACUUUCUCUGGCCGAGAAAUUGAUAAGGGAAACCAUGGACAGCAAACAGGUCUUGGAAGGUAGCUUGGAGUGGUUGAAGAGUGUUUUUGGUUCCGAGAUUGAGCUGCCAUGGAAAAGGACUCGUGAGCUUGUCUUGGGAGAGGACUCAGAUAUAUGGGACGAUAUCUUUGAGGAUGCUUUUUCUCAGAGGAUGAGAGGGAUUAUAGAUGCGGAAUUUGAGGAGUUAGAUAGAGUUGUUGAUGUGGCAGAGUCAGUUCGAUCAAUAUCUAAACCUCCUGGUGAUCAUGUUGUUUCUGAAGACUACCUGAAUAGAUUUCAAUGUACUGGUGGGGUUUGGUUCAUGAAUCCCAAUGGCAAAACGCCAAGUUCUAUUCCUGGCACGAAAUUGCCUCCGUCUCAAGAAAGUGAUUUUGCAAGCUGUCUCAACACUUAUUUUGGCCCUGAAGUGAGCCGGAUAAAAGAUGCCGUGGAUUGUUGUUCUCAGGAUGUUCUUAAGGAUCUCCUCACUUUCCUGGAGUCUCCAAAUGCGCCAAGUAGGUUGAGGGAUUUGGCGCCAUAUGUGCAAAACAAGUGCUCUGAAAGUCUGUCGGCCAUAUUAAAACAGCUCAAGAGUGAACUUGACCACCUACACAGUGAUCUAGAAAAUGAGAGUAAAGAUGGAAUGUCCUCACUUUCGUCUGCUAUACUCGUUGAGCGAUCAUUAUUUAUUGGGAGACUUCUGUUUGCUUUUCAGAAGCACGCCAAACAUAUACCAGUGCUACUUGGUUCGCCUAGGUCAUGGGUGAGUGAAGUUUCUGUUGCUACUCUAUCCCCGAUUGACUCGAAAAAUAUUAUGGUGGUCAGUGACCCGAAAAUGAUUGGGAGCACGAAACAGGCUUCACUAGUAACGGGUGCACUAUUCGGAGCGGAAGACAGGUUAAGCCCACAUCUUGAAGAACUAAAGCAAACAACCCAAGAUCUUUGCAUCAGAGCUUACAAUCUGUGGAUAUCAUGGGUUUCUAGUGAACUUUCAAAUAUUUUUUCAAGAAAUCUGAAACAAGAUGAUGCCUUGUCAUCAACUGUUCCAGUCAGAGGUUGGGAAGAAACUGUAGUCAAGCCGCAAGAACAGUCGAGUGACGUCCAGUCAGAGAUGAAGAUAUCUCUUCCUUCGAUGCCUUCUCUAUACGUGACUUCAUUUUUGUUUUUUGCAUGUGAAGAGAUUCACCGCGUUGGUGGGCAUGUACUUGAUAAAGCAAUUCUGCAGAACUUUGCUACCAAGCUUUUCGAUAAGGUUCAUGGGAUUUAUGAUGACUUCCUGUCAGCCGAAGUUCUUAGGUCACAAGUGUCAGAUAAAGGUGUUUUACAAGUGUUAUUUGAUUUAAAGUUUGCUUCUGAUAUCCUGCCUGGGGGCGAUUUCCAUGCAAAUAAGGAGGCAUCUGAAAUCACAAGCGUGAAAUCUCCUUAUAGGAGGAAGCAGAAAACAGAGUCAAAAAAUUCAUUAAUAGGACAACGCACUAAGGAGUUAGUGAAUCUCCUUUCACAAAGGCUGGAUCCCAUAGAUUGGCUGACGUAUGAGCCAUAUCUUUGGGAGAACGAGAGACAGGCGUACCUUAGGCAUGGUGUCCUCUUUGGUUUUUUUGUGCAACUUAAUAGAACACAUACAAACUCUGUACAGAAGCUCCCCACUAACUCCGAAUCAAACAUCAUGCGCUGUUCUGUAGUUCCUCGAUUCAAAUACCUUCCCAUCAGUGCUCCAGCAUUGUCCGUGAGGAAUGCAGCCAGAACCUCUAUGUCGACAUCCGUGGAUGAUGCUUACUUGAGGAAUUCAUGGAAAAGUUACAAAAGUGACGAGAUCUCUCGUAGUUCCGAUGUUGACGAUGACUCGAGUUUAGGGGUGGCUGCACCAUUUUUGAAAUCCUUCAUGCAGGUGGGCAGUAGAUUUGGAGAGAGCACAUUACGGUUAGGGUCGAUAUUAACGGAUGGGCAAGUCGGAAGGUUUGGGGACAUAUUGCCGGCUCACGCAGCUGGACUGCUUUCAUCCUUAACUGCCACGAGAUCAGAUUAUUAA
Molecule: messenger RNA, 3117 nt
Organism: Striga hermonthica
Lineage: Eukaryota; Viridiplantae; Streptophyta; Magnoliopsida; Lamiales; Orobanchaceae
Source: the annotation of a GenBank genome assembly